This is a messenger RNA of Priceomyces carsonii, 1416 nucleotides long. RefSeq names its product protein kinase regulatory subunit. Gene Ontology annotation, biological process: autophagy of mitochondrion; autophagosome assembly; autophagy of peroxisome. The transcript has a single exon. The coding region runs from base 1 to 1416 and encodes 471 amino acids. NCBI's taxonomy places the organism in Eukaryota, Fungi, Ascomycota, Pichiomycetes, Serinales, Debaryomycetaceae. The record is from RefSeq and is a predicted model, not a curated record. Gene Ontology annotation, molecular function: protein kinase activator activity; molecular adaptor activity. Gene Ontology annotation, cellular component: phagophore assembly site; Atg1/ULK1 kinase complex.
AUGGAUGAAGGAAUAGUAACACUGUGGUUGGAUCUGGCAUCUCAUACGCUUCAGAAAGCUCAAAAGAUUUGCACAUUAGCACAAAAGCUGCUCCAAGUUACCAGCCAGAAGUUGAGUAUACAAUUACCGGACCAGUUGGAAUAUGCUGACUAUAUUGCAGAAAGUUUGAAAAGACAGCAACAAAUUGUCCAUACAGUAGUGGAGUCACUACAAAGCAGAGUGGAGAACAUGAAUAGACAUUGGAAUGAGCAAAGGACGAAGUUGCUCGAGCCAGCUAUAAAGGAGCUUGAUAGUAUCCUCGCUCAGUUGCAAAAGACAAAGGUGCCAUCUUACCUUGUAGAAGGAGAGUCGAGCGAAGAGGAGAGAGAUUUGAGAGGGUUCAUAUCGCUUGAUGCGAUUGAUUUGCUUAAGGAGAAUAUACGCAUAUACCAGAGCAAUUGUAGAGGUGUGAUGACAUUAAUCCUGGAACAGCUUCAAGAGAACAUCAUAGAGAAUUAUCUGGUUUCAACAAAGAGAUACAAUAAACUUUUAAAGCAGUAUAAUGAAGUGGUACCUGUUUAUUUGAAUGUCAAGCAUAAGACUUCAACCUCACCAUUUGAAAUUACCAAUCUUAUAAACUCUAUAUUGAAGGAAAAUGUUUCACUAGAGCACGAGUUAGUUAGCAUCUUAAAGAUGCUUACAAACCACUAUGAUCAAUGUUCUCAAGGGGUUCAGCUUUUUAAACAGGGAAAAUCUGCAGAAAUCGAUUUGAAAGUCCUUGAAACGGACUCAUUAGAGUUGCCUGAUGUUCUUAAGGAAUUAACUACUGUUUAUGACAUAAUUGUCAAUAACGAAGCAAGAGCGCAAAAGUUUUUGCAGUCGACUGCCACGUCGAUGGAGUCUUCCAUUUCGAUGAUUAAAGUGCAAUUAGCGCAAUAUCGCUCUUUCAAAUCUAUCCAUGUAUUUAGAUUUUUGAUCUUAUUUUCCAGAGGUCAAGAGAUACUAAAUAAUUGUUCCUUGACUGACGGAACUAAUUCUUCAGCGAUAGAGAUCUACUCCAAUACCAUAAGGCAGCUUGUGUACCAUUACACCCAAUUUUUCCAGGUUUAUAAAACAAAAUAUCUAGCUGAGUUACACCAUGAACAGUAUAUCUAUCCUCGAAAGUUUUUCAAAAGGUUGACGGAUUUUCUUAAUCAUGACCUUCAGACUCUCCAACAAGAAGAAGCCGAAAGAAGAAGGAAAUGGCUUUCUAAAUACGGGGAUUUCAUACCGAAAGAAUUCAAAUUGCCUGGUGAAUAUAAUCAGCCAGCUAUUUCUCAGGUGAUAACCGAAGGACUUGACGAUAUUCAAAAGUUAUUUAAGGAUGGGACAUUUGCAGAGGACGCUAAUGAAAGAAAGCUUAUAGAGCUAAUGAUGGCAAUGAAAUCUCUAAAGUAA